GGUCUUUGUGAUGAGGUACAGCGUGGCACAUGCCGCACAGUGAGGAGGGCAAGCUUGGUGCUGGUGUGGUGUUUUGGGACAGGUGCUCAGCUGGACCUUGAGUUGGGGCAGCAGGCCUGGCGCUGGGACGAGAGGGAGGAGAUGCUCCUGCCAAUGAAAAAGAGCCUAUUUGGGGGGUGGUGGUGGGUCCAGAAAGAGGAAAAUCGACACUUCUGGACCACCAUACCAUCUGGUGAUGCUACCUGCAGGGAUGGGAUGUGUCAGGGGAGACGGCACCCGGAUGGGGAAGAGGGGCCAUGUGGAGGGCUUUACCCUGGAUUAAGCUGGAUUUUCCAGGACAGGUGAAGUGGCCACGUGGGGAAAAGGCAGGGGGCUCUAAGCACAGCAGGGUCUCAUCCCCACUCUGUCCUUCCCUCUCACCCCACUCGCAGAUUCCCCCGCCUCCCCCCACCCCCACCACCAUGGAUCACUCCUCGUUCAGCGGUGCACCUCGCUUCCUAACCCAGCCCAAGGCCUUCGUGGUGUCGGUGGGCAAAGACGCCACGCUGAGCUGCCAGAUCGUGGGCAACCCCACGCCGCAGGUCAGCUGGGAGAAGGACCUGCAGCAGGUGGAGGCGGGCACUCGCUUCCGCCUGGCCCAGGACGGCGACCUGUACCGCCUCACCAUCUUGGACCUGGCGCUGGGUGACAGCGGGCAGUAUGUAUGCCGUGCGCGCAACGCCAUCGGCGAAGCCUUCGCGGCGGUCGGCCUGCAGGUGGACGCCGAGGCAGCGUGCGCUGAGCAGGCACCCCACUUUCUGCUGCGGCCCACAUCCAUCCGCGUGCGCGAGGGAGCCGAGGCCACCUUCCGCUGCCGUGUGCGCGGUUCGCCGCCGAUGUCUGUGAGCUGGGCCAAGGAUGGGCGGCGCCUGGGCGCGCUGGACGCUCCCCGAGUGCGCGUGGAGGCGAGCGGCGAGGCGAGCGCGCUGCGCAUCCUGGCUGCGCGGCCGCGCGACAGCGGCACUUACACGGUGCACGCGGAGAACCCGCUGGGCGCCGCUAGUGCCGCCGCCGGACUUUCAGUGGACAAGGAAACAGACACAAACUGCCCGCCUGGGGCCUCCACAGCCAUGCUCCUGGCGCACCUGCAGCUGCGGCGCGAGGCCAUGCGCACCGAGGGCGCCCCGGCCUCGCCGCCCAGCGCCUGCACGCGCACCUGCACGGUGACUGAGGGCAAGCACGCGCGCCUCAGCUGCUUCGUGACGGGUGAGCCCAAGCCUGAGAUAGUGUGGAAGAAGGAUGGGCAGCUGGUGGCCGAGGGCCGGCGACAUGUGGUGUAUGAGGACGCGCAGGAGAACUUCGUGCUCAAGAUCCUCUUCUGCAAGCAGUCAGACUGUGGCCUCUAUACUUGCACGGCGUCCAACCUCGUGGGCCAGACCUACAGCUCCGUGCUAGUCGUUGUGCGAGAGCCCAAGGUGCCCUUCAGAAAGCGGCUGCAGGACCUGGAGGUGCCAGAGAAAGCGUCGGCCACGUUCCAGUGUGAGGUGCCGCAGCCGCCCAUGGAGACUGCGUGGUAUAAGGAGGAGACGCGGCUGUGGGCCGGUGCCAAGUACCUCAUCGAGGAGGCAGGCGCUGAGCGCCGGCUGACCGUGCUCAACGUCACCUCCGAUGACGAUGCUGUGUACAUCUGCGAGACGGCAGAGGGCAGUCGCACGGUGGCCGAGCUGGCGGUGCAAGGCAACCUCCUUCGAAAGCUCCCGAGGAAGACAGCUGGGCGAGUGGGAGACACGGCCGUGUUCUGUGUGGAGCUGGCCAAGCCAGAGGGCCCCAUCCACUGGCUGUGGAACCAGAAGGAGGUGGUGGCCGGGGGCCGAGUGGCCAUUACUGCCGAAGGCACGUGCCACACGCUGACCGUCUCCCAGUGCAGCCUGGAUGAUGCCGGUGAGGUGGCCUUUGUGGCUGGGGGCUGCCGGACGUCCACCCAGUUCUGCGUGUCAGCCCCCAGAAGGCCGCUCCUGCGUGCUCCUGAGGCCCCUGUGGUGAAGGCCAGGACAGAGAGCUCCGUGACCCUUGGCUGGUCACCACCACCCCAUGGGGACCGCCCUGUUGCUAUCGAUGGCUACCUGGUGGAAAAGAAGAGAGUGGGCACCUACCCCUGGAGCCGGUGCCAUGAAGACGAGUGGGUGGCUAUGCCUGAGCUGACUGUGGCUGGUGUGGCCGAGGAGGGGGAAUUCCAGUUCAGGGUGUCAGCUGUGAACAGCUUUGGCCACAGCCCCUACCUCGAGUUCCCGGGAACUGUACACCUGGCCCCGCAGCUGGCUGUGAAAACACCUCUGAAGGCGGUAGAGGCAGUGGAAGGCGGCGAGGUGACCUUCUCUGUAGACCUCACUACGGCCUCAGCAGGGGAGUGGUUCCUGGACGGGCAGGCCCUGAAGGCCAGCAGUGUGUAUGUGAUACACUGUGAUGGCACCCGGCACACUCUCACCAUUCGCUUGGUGCCUGUCAGCCUGCACGGGGCUGAGCUCAAGUUCGUGGCCAAUGGUAUCGAGAGCAGCAUCCGCAUGGAGGUCCGAGCAGCCCUGGGGCUGACGACCAAGGGUCCGGCAGCAGCAGUGGCAGCACGGGAGGUGCUGGCCCGGCUGCACGAGGAGGCCCAGCUCCUGGCCGAGUUAUCGGACCAGGCUGCAGCUGUGACGUGGCUCAAGGACGGACACGCACUGUCUCCAGGCCCCAAGUAUGAGGUGCAGGCGUCAGCCGGGCAGCGGGCACUGCUAGUGCGGGACGUGAAGCAAGAAGACGCAGGCCUGUAUGAGUGUGUCAGCCACGGGGACCGCAUCACCUACCAACUGUUGGUGCAAGAGUCCUCUGCGGUGUUUAUCAAGGGACAGCCAGCACAUAAAGAGGUGCAGGCCAUGGUGGGGGCCAGCACCACACUGAGCUGCGAGGUGGCCCAGGCCCAGACGGAGGUGAUGUGGUACAAGAACAGGAAGAAGCUGAAUUCGAGCUCAAAAGUGCAUGUGGAGGCCAAGGGCUGCACCCGGAGGCUGGUGGUGCAGCAGGUGGGCAAGGCAGACGCCGGGGAGUACAGCUGCGAGGCCGGGGGCCAGAAGGUCUCCUUCCACCUGGAUGUCACAGAGCCCAAGGUGGUGUUUGCCAAGGAGCAGCCGGAACGCACUGAAGUGCAGGCCGUGGCGGGGGCCAGUGCCACGCUGAGCUGCGAGGUGGCCCAGGCCCAGACGGAGGUGACGUGGUACAAGGAUGGAAAGAAGCUGAGUUCGAGCUCGAAAGUGCAUGUGGAGGCCACGGGCCAAGGGCGGCGGCUGGUGGUGCAGCAGGCGGGCAAGGCAGACGCCGGGGAGUACAGCUGCGAGGCCAGGGGCCAGAGGGUCUCCUUCCACCUGGAUGUCACAGAGCCCAAGGAGGUGUUUGCCAAGGAGCAGCCAGCACACAGCGAAGUGCAGGCCAUGGCGGGGUCCAGUGCCACGCUGAGCUGCGAGGUGGCCCAGGCCCAGACAGAGGUGACGUGGUACAAGGAUGGAAAGAAGCUGAGUUUGAGCUCUAAAGUGCGUGUGGAGGCCACAGGCCGAGGGCGACGGCUGGUGGUGCAGCAGGCGGGCAAGGCAGACGCCGGGGAGUACAGCUGCGAGGCCGGGGGCCAGAGGGUCUCCUUCCACCUGGAUGUCACAGAGCCCAUGGUGGUGUUUGCCAAAGAGCAGCCAGCACGCAGUGAAGUGCAGGCCGUAGCGGGGGCCAGUGCCGUGCUGAGUUGCGAGGUGGCCCAGGCCCCGACGGAGGUGACGUGGUACAAGGAUGGAAAGAAGCUGAGUUCGAGCUCGAAAGUGCGUGUGGAAGCCAAGGGCUGCACCCGGCAGCUGGUGGUGCAGCAGGCAGGGAAGGUGGAUGCUGGAGAGUACAGCUGUGAAGCCAGGGGCCAGAGGGUCUCCUUCCACCUGGAUGUCACAGAGCCCAAGGCGGUGUUUGCCAAGGAGCAGCCGGCACGCAGUGAAGUGCAGGCCAUGGCGGGGGCCAGUGCCACGCUGAGCUGCGAGGUGGCCCAGGCCCAGACGGAGGUGACGUGGUACAAGGAUGGAAAGAAGCUGAGUUCGAGCUCGAAAGUGCGUGUGGAGGCCACGGGCUGCACCCGGAGGCUGGUGGUGCAGCAGGCGGGCAAGGCAGACGCCGGGGAGUACAGCUGCGAGGCCGGGGGCCAGAGGGUCUCCUUCCACCUGGAUGUCACAGAGCCGGAACUUGAGCCCCCGACCCUGGAGAGACCCAGACGCAGGGAACCUCUGGUGGUCAGGGAACACGAGGACAUCGUCCUGACAGCCACGCUGGCCGCACCCUCUGUGGCCGCGGUGACUUGGCUCAAGGAUGGUGUGGAGAUUCGCAGCAGCAAGCGGCACGAGACGGCCAGCCUGGGGGACACCCACACCCUGACUGUGCGUGGCGCACAGAUCCUGGACAGUGCCGUCUACUGCUGCCGCCUGGGCGCAGAGGAGCAGGACUUCCCGGUGCAAGUGGAAGAGGUGGCUGCCAAGUUCUGCCGUCCCCUGGAGCCCGUGAGCGGGGAGCUGGGCGGCACAGUGAAGCUGGUCUGCGAGCUGAGCCCGGCACAGGCCCAGGUGGUGUGGCGCCGCGGGAGCACGCAACUCCGGGCCGGCAAACGCUUCCAGAUGGCAGCUGCGGGACUUCAGCGCUCGCUCACUGUGUCGGACCUGCGGGCAGAAGAUGCGGGGGAGUACGUGUGCGAGAGCCGCGACGACCACACCAGCGCCAUGCUCACCGUGAGCGUCCCCCGCGUGGUCAAGUUCACGUCUGGGCUGAGCGCAGUGGUCGCGGAAGAGGGCUGCAAGGCCACCUUCCAGUGCACGGUGACUCCCAGCGACGUGGCGGUGACAUGGUUCCGGGAUGGCGUCAAGCUACAGUCCUGCGAGAAGUUUCUCAUAUCGCAGAAGGGUGCCAGCCACAGCCUGACUAUCUUGGGCCUGGCCCUGGAGGAUGCCGGCCAGAUCACCGCGGAGGCUGAGGGCAUCAAGACCGUGGCUGCCCUCCGGGUCCGAGAGGCCCCAGUGUUGUUCAAGAAAAAGCUGGAGCCACAGACUGUGGAAGAGUGGAGCUCGGUGACCAUGGAGGUGGAGCUGACGCGGCCAUGGCCGGAGGUCAAGUGGACACGCAACGCCGCGGCCCUGGUGGCAGGCGAGAAUGUGGAGAUACACGCCGAGGGCUCAAGUCACCGCUUGGUUCUCCGCAGUGUGGGUUUCGCUGACCGUGGUUUCUAUGGCUGCGAGACAGCGGAUGAUAAGACGCAGGCCAAGCUGACUGUGGAAAUGCGCCAGGUCCGGCUUGUGCGGGGCCUGCAGACAGUGGAGGUGCAGGAGCAGGGCACAGCCACGAUGGAAGUAGAGCUGUCCCAUGCUGAUGUGGAGGGCAGCUGGACUCGAGAUGGCCUUCGGCUCCAGCCGGGACCCACGUGCCAGCUGGUGGUGCACGGCCCCACCCAUACCCUUACGCUGUCUGGGCUGCAGAGGCAGGACAGUGGCCUGGUUUCCUUCAGGGCGGAGGGCGUGCACACAUCUGCACGGCUGGUGGUCACUGAGCUGCCUGUGAAGUUCAGCCGCCCUCUGCAGGAUGUGGUGGCCACGGAAAAGGACAAGGUGGUCCUAGACUGUGAGCUCUCACGCCCCAAUGUGGAUGUGCGCUGGUUGAAGGACGGUGUGGAGCUGCGGGGGAGCAAGACGGUGGGCAUGGGGGCCCAGGGGGCCUGCAGGAGUCUCAUCAUUUACCGAUGUGAGCUUGGGGACCAGGGCGUGUAUGUGUGUGAUGCCCACGAUGCUCAGAGCUCGGCCUCCCUGAAGGUGCAAGGCCGAAAUGUCCAGAUCGUGAGGCCUCUGGAGGAUGUAGAAGUGAUGGAGAGGGAAGGUGCCACCUUCUCCUGCGAGGUCUCCCACGAUGAGGUGCCUGCCCAGUGGUUCCGGGAGGGCAGCAAGCUUCGGCCCAGUGACAAUGUGCGGAUCCGCCAGGAAGGAAGGACAUACACUCUCAUCUAUCGGAGGGUCCUGGUGGAAGAUGCAGGGGAAAUCAAAUUUGUAGCACAACGUGCAGAAUCACGAGCCCAGCUCCGAGUAAAAGAGCUGCCAGUAUCCAUCCUACGCCCGCUGCGGGACAAGAUCGCAAUAGAGAAGCACCGUGGUGUGCUCGAGUGCCAGAUGUCGAGGGCCAGUGCCCAGGUGCGGUGGUUCAAGGGCAGCGUGGAACUGCAGCCUGGGGCCAAGUAUGAGAUGGUCAGUGACGGCCUCUACCGCCAGCUAGUCAUCAACGCCGUCCAGCCUGAGGACGAGGACACUUAUACCUGUGAUGCUGGCGAUGUUAAGACCAGUGCCCAGUUCUUUGUGGAAGAGAAAUCCAUCACUAUCGUGCGGGGCCUGCAGGAUGUGACGGUGAUGGAGCCUGCCCCUGCUUGGUUCGAGUGUGAGACCUCCAUCCCCUCGGUGCGGCCGCCUAAGUGGCUCCUGGGGAAGACAGUGCUGCAGGCAGGGGCUGACGUGGGAAUGGAACAGGAGGGUACAGUGCACCGGCUGACGCUGCGGCGUACCUGCUCCACCAUGACUGGGCCGGUGCACUUCACCAUUGGCAAAUCACGCUCCACCGCCUGCCUGGUCGUCUCAGACAUUCCCAUGGUGCUCACGCGGCCACUAGAGCCCAAGGUGGGGCGCGAGCUGCAGUCGGUAGUCCUGUCCUGUGACUUCAAGCCAGCCCCCAAGACCGUGCAGUGGUACAAGGAGGAGACACCCCUGGUGCCAUCUGACAAGUUCAAGAUGAGGCUGGAGGGCCACAUGGCAGAGCUGUGCAUCCUGCGGCUCAGACCCGCGGAUGCUGGUGUCUACCGGUGCCAGGCUGGCAGUGCCCAGAGCAGCGCCGAGGUUACUGUGGAAGUGCGGGAGGUGACGGUGACGCAGCCACUGCAGGACUUGGAGGUCACGGAGGAGGGCUGUGCCUGCUUCUCCUGCGAGCUGUCCCACGAGGACGAGGAGGUGGAGUGGUCGCUCAAUGGGACGCCACUGUAUAACGACAGCUUACAUGAGAUUACCCAUGAGGGCCGCCGCCACACGCUGGUGCUGAAGCAGGUCCAAUGGGCUGACACGGGCACCGUAUGCGCCUCCUCGCCCAAAGUUAUGGCCUCGGCCCGCCUGGAGGUCAAAGGGAAGCCGGUGGUGUUCCUGAAGGCGUUGGACGACGUGUCCGUGGAGGAGUGGGGCACGCUGGCCUUGCGGUGCGAGGUCUCUGACCACCAGGCUCGUGUGGUGUGGCGAAAAGACGGCAUGGAGUUGGGCCCCAGUGACAAGUAUGAAUUCCCGUGCACAGCGGGCACUCGGGGACUCGUGGUGCACAGCCUGAGCAGGGACGACGCUGGCCUGUACACCUGCGACGUGGGCACUGAUGAGACCAGGGCCCACGUCAGCGUGCACGACCUGCACGUGGGCAUCACCAAGAGGCUGAAGACAGUGGAGGUGAUGGAGGGCGAGAGCUGCAGCUUUGAGUGUGUCCUGUCCCAUGAGAACGCUAGCGAUGUUGCUGUAUGGAUGGUUGGUGGGAAAACGGUGGGCAGCUCUGGCCGCUUCUGGGCCACACGCCAGGGCCGCAAGUAUACGCUGGCUGUCCGAGAUGCUCUGCCAAGUGACGCUGGGGAGGUGGUCUUCUCUGUGCGGGGCCUCACCUCCAAGGCCUCGCUCAUCAUCAGAGAGAGGCCAGUUGACAUUAUGAAGCCACUGGAAGACCAGCGGGCCAUGCUGGGUGAGGACGUGGUGCUGAGGUGUGAGCUGUCACGGGAGGGGACCCCAGUGUGCUGGCUGAAGGAUGGGAAAGCCAUUCGUAAGAGUCGGAAGUAUGAGCCUCUCAUCGAAGGCACUCGAGCCAUGCUGGUCAUCCAUGCAGCCUCACUCAAAGAUUCUGGCGAGUACACGUGUGAGACGGAGUCUUCCAAAAGCACAGCCAGCCUCCGAGUGGAAGAAAAGCCAAACCAGUUCACGGAGGAGCUGGCUGACCUACAGGUAGAGGAGAAGGGCACAGCUGUGUUUGCCUGCAAGACGGAGCGCCCCGCGGCCUCAGUGACAUGGCGCAAGGGCCUCACAGAGCUGCAAACCUCGGAGAAGCAUGCUCCCAGCCAGGAGGGCCUGACCUUGAGGCUUACCAUCAGCGCCCUGGAGAAGGCGGACAGCGACACUUACACCUGUGACAUUGGCCAGGCCCAGUCCCAGGCUCGGCUCCUGGUGAAAGGCCAGAAAGUGCUCAUCACAGAGGACCUGAAGGACUUGGAGGUGCAGGAGGGCUCCUCGGCCACCUUCUGCUGCCGUAUCUCCCCUGCCGACUACAAGCCCGUCCACUGGUUCUUGGACAAAACCCCACUGUCUGCCAACAAACUCAGUGAGAUCAAGGUCCAGCCAGGUGGCUACCAUGUGCUUACCCUGCGGCAGCUGGCCCUCAAGGACUCAGGCACCAUCCAUUUUGAGGCAGGCGACCAGCGGACCUCAGCUGCCUUGCAGGUCAUAGAGAAGCCAGGUGUUUUCUCCCGGGAGCUCACAGAUGCCGCAGUCAUGGAGGGGGAAGAUCUGACCCUGGUCUGUGAGACUGCUGCUUUAGACAACCCUGUGUGCUGGACCAAGGACGGGAAGGCCCUGCGGCCAUCGGCUCGGUGCCGUCUGAGCUAUGAGGGCCGCCGAGCCCAACUGGUCAUCACUGACACCACCCUUCAGGACGGUGGGCGCUACAAGUGUGAGGCUGGCGGUGCCUGGAGCAGCUCCGUUGUCAGGGUCCAUGCUCAGCCAGUGCGGUUCCAAGAGGGGCUGAAGGACGCGGAGGUACUGGAGGGUGGUGCUGCCACACUACACUGCAUGCUGUCAUCGGUGGCCAUGCCCGUGGAGUGGCGUCGUGGAGAUGAGGUUGUGAAGCCUGGAGGCAAGUACAGCCUGCGGCAGGAGGGUACCAUGCUGGAACUGCUCAUCCGGGACCUGCGGCCUCAGGACAGCGGGCAGUACUCCUGCUGCUUCAGGGACCAGAUAACAUCGGCCAGGCUCACCGUACAGGCCCUACCUGCUGAGUUCAUAGGAAGACUGAGAAGCAAGGAGGCCACGGAAGGGACCACGGCCACGCUGCGCUGUGAGCUGAGCAAGGCAGCCCCUGUGGAGUGGAGGAAGGGGUCUGAGACCCUCAGAGCUGGAGACAGAGCGAGCCUGAGGCAGGAUGGAGCCGUGUGUGAGCUGGAGAUCCGUGGCCUGACCGUGGAGGAUGCUGGGGAGUACUCGUGUGUGUGCGGGCAGGAGAAGACAUCAGCCACGCUCACCAUCAGGGGCCUGCCUGCCAAGUUCACAAAGGGUCUGAGGAAGGAAGAGGCCAUGGAAGGGGCGACGGCCAUGAUGCGCUGUGAGCUGAACAAGGCAGCCCCCGUGGAGUGGAUGAAGGGGCCCGAGACCCUCAGAGCCAGGGACAGAGUGAGCCUGAGGCAGGACGGAGCCGUGUGUGAGCUGGAGAUCCGUGACCUGGUUGUGGCAGAUGCCGGGGAGUACUUGUGCGUGUGCGGGCAGGAGAGAACAGCGGCCAGGCUGACUGUCAGGGCCCUGCCCACCAAAUUCACAAAGGGUCUGAGGAAGGAGGAGGCCACAGAAGGGACCACGGCCACACUGCACUGUGAGCUGAGCAAGGCGGCCCCCGUGGAGUGGAGGAAGGGACCCGAGAUCCUCAGAGCCGGGGACAGAGUGAGCCUGAAGCAGGACGGGGCCGUGUGUGAGCUGGAGAUCCGUGGCCUGGCUGUGGCGGACACUGGGGAGUACUCGUGUGUGUGCGGGCAGGAGAGGACCUCAGCCACGCUCACUGUCAGGGCCCUGCCUGCCAAGUUCACAAAGGGUCUGAAGAAUGAAGAAGCCAUGGAAGGGGCCACGGCCACCCUGCGCUGUGAGCUGAGCAAGGCGGCCCCUGUGGAGUGGAGUAAGGGGCCCGAGACCCUCAAACCUGGGGACAGAGUGAGCCUGAAGCAGGAUGGGGCCAAGUGUGAGCUGCAGAUACAUGGCCUGGUUGUGGCGGACUCCGGGGAGUACUCGUGUGUGUGCGGGCAGGAGAGGACUUCUGCCACACUGGCCAUCAGGGCCCUACCUGCUCGGUUCAUCCAAGAUCUGAAGACCAAGGAGGCCACAGAAGGGGCCACUGCCAUACUGCACUGUGAGCUGAGCAAGGAAGCCCCGGUGGAGUGGAGGAAGGGGCCCAAGGCCCUCAGAGCUGGGGACAGAGUGAGGCUGAGGCAGGAUGGAGCCAUGUGUGAAAUGGAGAUCUGUGGCCUGGUUGUGGCAGAUGCUGGGGAGUACUCAUGCGUCUGUGGGCAGGAGAAAACCUCAGCCAUGCUCACCGUCAGGGCCCUACCUGCUGAGUUCAUAGGAAGACUGAGAAGCAAGGAGGCCACAGAAGGGACCACGGCCACGCUGCACUGUGAGCUGAGCAAGGAAGCUGCUGUGGAGUGGAAGAAGGGAGCUGAGACCCUCAGAGCUGGAGACAGAGUGAGCCUGAGGCAGGACGGAGCUGUGUGUGAGCUGGAGAUCCGUGGCCUGACCGUGGAGGAUGCUGGGGAGUACUCGUGCAUGUGCGGGCAGGAGAGGACAUCAGCCACACUCACCGUCAUGGGCCUUCCUGCCAAGUUCACAAAGGGUCUGAGGAAGGAAGAGGCCACGGAAGGGGCCAUGGUCAUGCUGCACUGUGAACUGAGUAAGGCAGCCCCCGUGGAAUGGAGGAAGGGGCCUGAGACCCUCAGAGCCGGGGACAGAGUGAGCCUGAGGCAGGACGGGGCCGUAUGUGAGCUGGAGAUCCAUGGCCUGACUGUGGAGGAUGCUGGGGAGUACUCGUGUGUGUGCGGGCAGGAGAAGACAUCAGCCACGCUCACCAUCAGGGGCCUGCCUGCCAAGUUCACAAAGGGUAUGAAGAAGGAAGAGGCCAUGGAAGGGGCCACGGCCACGCUGCACUGUGAGCUGAACAAGGCAGCCCCUGUGGAGUGGAGGAAGGGUCCCGAGACCCUCAGAGCCAGGGACAGAGUGAGCCUGAGGCAGGACGGGGCCAUGUGUGAGCUGGAGAUCCGUGACCUAGUUGUGGCAGAUGCCGGGGAGUACUCGUGUGUGUGUGGUCAGGAGAAAACCUCAUCCACACUCACUGUCAGGGCCCUUCCUACCAAGUUCACAAAGGGUCUGAGGAAGGAGGAGGCCACAGAAGGGGCCACGGCCACACUGCACUGCGAGCUGAGCAAGGCAGCCCCUGUGGAGUGGAGGAAGGGGCCUGAGACCCUCAGAGCUGGAGACAGAGUGAGCCUGAGGCAGGAUGGAGCCGUGUGUGAGCUGGAGAUCCGUGGCCUGACCGUGGAGGAUGCUGGGGAGUACUCGUGUGUGUGCGGGCAGGAGAGGACAUCAGCCACGCUCACCGUCAGGGGCCUGCCUGCCAAGUUCACAAAGGGUCUGAGGAAGGAAGAGGCCACGGAAGGGGCCAUGGUCAUACUGCACUGUGAACUGAGCAAGGCAGCCCCCGUGGAGUGGAUGAAAGGGCCCGAGACCCUCAGAGCCGGGGACAGAGUGAGCCUGAGGCAGGACGGGGCCGUAUGUGAGCUGGAGAUUCGUGGCCUGGUUAUGGCGGAUGCCGGGGAGUACUCUUGUGUGUGCGGGCAGGAGAGGACCUCUGCCACGCUGACCAUUAGGGCCCCACAGGUGGUGUUCAGGAAGCCACUGCAGAGCCUGCAGGCUGAGGAGGGCACCUCAGCCAGCCUGCGGUGUGAGCUGUCUGAGCCUAGCGCCGCUGUGGUCUGGAGUAAGGGUGGCCUGGAGCUGCAGGCUGACGAGCGCUGGGAGCCACAGCAGCGGGGCCACGUGGCGGAGCUGGUGUUUCGGGACUUGCGCCGGGAGGACACUGGAGAAUACACCUGCACCUGCGGCUCCCAGGCCACCAGCGCCACCCUCACCGUCACAGUUGCACCCGUGAGGUUCCUUCGGGAGCUGCAGGCCCAGGAGGUAGACGAGGGUGCAACGGCACACCUGCGCUGUGAACUGAGCCGGGCAGGUGCCAGCGUGGAGUGGCACAAGGGCUACCUGCAGCUCUUCCCCUGUGCCAAGUACCAGAUGGUGCUAGAGGGCACAGCCGCUGAGCUGCUGGUGCACGGUGCUGAGCAGGAGGAUGCCGGCCCCUACACCUGCGACACAGGCCAUGCACAGAGCACUGCCAGCCUCUCUGUCCGCGCCCCUAGGCCCACGUUUAAGACGGAGCUGCAGAGUACAGAGCAGGAGGCGGGUGGUGUGGCCCGGCUGUGCUGCCAGCUGAAUGACUCAGAGCCUGGGGCCCCCGUGCUGUGGCUCAAGGAGGGUGUGGAACUGCAAGGGAGUCCCAAGUAUGAGAUGAGAUGCAAGGGGGCCACGUGUGAGCUGCUGAUCCACGGACUUGAGGCCAAGGACACGGGCGAGUACACCUGCAUGGUGGGCAGCCAGAAAACCUUGGCCUCCCUCACAGUCAAAGAGCCUGAGGUGACCAUUGUGCGGGGCCUGGUUGACACCGAGGUGCAGGCCGACGGGGAAGCAGAGUUCAGCUGUGAAGUGUCGCGGGCUGAGUCCGUGGAUGUGGAGUGGCGUCUCCAGGGCCUGCCACUGCAGAGCAGUGAGGUGACAGAAGUGGCCGUGCGGGGUGGCCGCACCCAUACACUGCGGCUGAAGAGCGUGACUCCCGAGGAUGCGGGCACUGUCUCCUUCCGCGUGGGCCUCCACACAUCCUCUGCCGAACUCACGGUCACAGCCCCUGAGGUGACCAUCCUGGAGCCCCUGCAGGAUGUGCAACUCAGCGAGGGCCAGGACGCCCACUUCCAGUGCCGACUGUCAAGGACCUUGGGCCAGGAGGCCCACUGGGCCCUGGGAGGGGUGCCCCUGCAGGCCAAUGAGAUGAACGACAUCACGGUGGAGCAUGGCACACUCCACUUGCUCACCCUGCACAAGGUGACCCCUGAAGAUGCCGGAACCAUCAGUUUCCAAGUGGGCUCAUGUCACUCAGAGGCCCAGCUGAAGGUCACAGCCAAGAACACUGUGGUGAGAGGCCUGGAGAACGUGGAGGCACCUGAGGGCGGUGAGGCGCUGUUCGAGUGCCUCUUGUCCCAGCCGGAGGUGGCCGCCCACACCUGGCUGCUGGAUGAUGAGCCGGUGCGCACCUCUGAGAACGCCGAGGUGGUUUACUUUGAGAACGGCCUGCGGCACCUGCUGCUGCUCAAAAACCUGCGGCCUCGAGACAGCUGCCGGGUGACCUUCCUGGCGGGGGACGUGGUGACAUCUGCGUUCCUCACAGUCCGGGGCUGGCGCUUGGAGGUCUUGGAGGCACCCCGGGACGCAGCCGUGCUGGCCGGGGGGCGGGCCAGCUUCAGCUGCACGCUCAGCGAGACAGUGCCGGUGGGUGAGGCGACCUGGUACAUAAACGGAGCCUCGGUGCAGCCUGACGACGCAGACUGGACAGUCACCGCCGAAGGCAGCCACCACACCCUGCUGCUGCACCGGGCCCGGCUGCACCACGCCGGCGAGGUCACCUUCGCCGCCCGUGAUGCCGUGGCCUCUGCGAGGCUCACUGUGCUGGGCCUCCCCGACCCCCCAGAGGACGCCGAGGUGGUGGGGCGCAGUGACAGCUCCGUGACACUAUCUUGGGUGUCUCCCACGAGUGACGGCGGAGGCGGCCUCUGUGGCUAUCGGGUAGAGGUGAAGGCAGCGGCCACAGGAGAGUGGCAGCUGUGCCACGAGCUGGUGCCCGGGCCCGAGUGCCUGGUGGAUGGCCUGGUCCCCGGGGAGACCUACCGCUUCCGUGUGGCCGCAGUGGGCGCGGCAGGCGCUGGCGAGCCUGUGUACCUGCCCCAGACAGUGAGGCUUGCAGAGCCCCGGGAGCCCACGCCUGCACCCCCUGGCCCUGAGAGCCGGCAGGUGGCAGCUGGGGAGGACUUGUGUCUGGAGUGUGAGGUGGCCGAGGCUGGUGAGGUCAUCUGGCUGAAGGGAACAGAGCGCAUCCAGCCCAGUGGGCGCUUCCAGCUUCUCUGCCGGGGUCGGCGGCAGACGCUGUUGAUUCGGGACUUCUCAGCGGAGGACCAGGGCGAGUAUCGCUGUGCCCCUGCACGGGACCCUGUCUCUGUGGCAGCUGCUGCCUUCCAGGUGGUGCUGACCCCAGAAUCUGGGGAUGAGGUCCCCACACAGCCCAGCCUGCCCCCUGAGGCAGCCCAGGAAGGCGACCUGCAUCUCCUGUGGGAGGCCCUGGCCCGGAAGCGCCGCAUGAGCCGAGAGCCUACGCUGGACUCCAUCAGCGAGCUGCCCGAGGAGGACGGACGCCCGCAGUGCCUGCGGCAGGAGGUAGAGCAGGAGGCUCCCGACCUCUCUGAGGACUCUUCCACGGCUGACGAGCUGGCACGCACUGGCGAGGCUGACCUCUCACACACCAGCUCUGACGACGAGUCCCGUGCGGGCACUCCUUCCCUGGUUACCUACCUCAAGAAGGCUGGGAGGGCCAGUGCUUCACCACUGGCCAGCAAGGUUGAGGCCCCAGCCGCCCCUUCUGGGAAGCCACAAAAGCAGCAGGAAAAGCCAGCUUCAGUACCCCCACCACCAGGAGACCUGAGCGUUGGGGACUUGGGUGACCUAUCUGUGGACAAGGCAGCAGUGAAGAUCCAGGCUGCCUUCAAGGGUUAUAAGGUCCGGAAGAAGAUACAGCAGCAGGAGGGGCCUGUGUUCUGCCACACGUUUGGGGACACCGUGGCACAGGUGGGAGAUGUCCUGCAUCUGGAGUGUGUAGUGUCCAGCAAGACAGAUGUGCGUGCCCACUGGUUGAAGGACGGUGUGCAGCUGACUGAUGGCCGGCACCACCACAUUGACCAGCUUGGGGAUGGCACCUGCUCUCUGCUGGUCACUAGCCUGGGCCGGGCCGACGCUGGCCACUAUACCUGUCAGGUGAGCAACAAGUUUGGCCGUGUGGCCCACAGUGCCUGUGUGGUGGUCAGUGGGAUGGAGAGUGAGACCGAGAGUUCCUCCGGGAGUGAGCUGGAUGACACCUUCCGCCGGGCCGCCCGGCGGCUGCACCGCCUGUUCCGCACCAAGGGCCCGGCAGAGGUUUCAGACGAGGAGAUCUUCAGCGCUGACAAGGGCAAGGCAGAGCCCGAGGAGCCUGGGGACUGGCAGACAUACCGCGAAGAUGAACAGUCCAUCUGCAUCCGCUUCGAGACGCUUGCCGAGGCCCGCCGGGCAGCCACCUGCUUCCGGGACAUGUUUGGCACGCUGGACAACAGAGUGGACAUCAGCCUGUCAGAGCAGGGGCUGCAUGGGGUGGAGAUGCGCAUUGGCAAGGUGGCCUCCACCCCUGCAGCGCCUCCGGAGCCAGUACUGGCUGCAGAGGCAGCCCCGGUGUUCCUGACUGAGCUACAGAAUCAGGAGGUGCUGGAUGGGUAUCCCGUGAGCUUUGACUGUGUGGUGACAGGCCAGCCCGUGCCCAGUGUGCGCUGGUUCAAGGACGGGAGGGUGCUGGAGGAGAAUGACCACUACAUGAUCAGUGAGGACCAGCAGGGCGGCCACCAGCUCAUCAUCACAGCUGUGGUGCCAGCAGACAUGGGUGUCUACCGCUGCCUGGCUGAGAACAGCGUGGGUGUGUCCUCUACCAAAGCGGAGCUCCGCGUGGACCUGACCAGCACCGACUACGAAACUGCUGUGGAUGCCACGGAAACCUCGUCCUAUUUCAGCGCCCAAGGCUACCUGUCCAGCUGGGAGCAGGAGGGCACGGAGUCUACCUCAGAGGAGGGGCAGCUGCCACAGGUUGUGGAGGACCUGAAAGACCUCCAGGUGGCCCCCGGCACACGUCUGGCCAAGUUCCAGCUCAAGGUGAAAGGCUACCCCACACCUCGACUGUACUGGUUCAAAGAUGGGCAGCCCCUGACUGCAUCUGCACACAUCUGCAUGACGGACAGGAAGACACUGCACACCCUGGAGAUUGUCUCGGUCACCAGCGAGGAUGCUGGCCAGUACUCGGCCUACAUCAGCAACACCGUGGGUGCUGCUUAUUCGUCUGCUCGGCUGCUGGUCCGAGGCCCCAAUGAACCAGAAGAGAAGCCAGCAUUCGAUGUACAGCAACAGCUGGUGCCACCCCGAUUCCUGGAGAAGUUCACCUCCAAGAAGGUGAAGAAGGGCUCCAGCAUCACCUUCUCAGUGAAGGUUGAAGGAGACCCGCUCCCAGCUGUGCAUUGGCUGCGGGAGGAGGCUGAGCAGGGUGUGCUGUGGAUCGGCUGCCACACGCCGGGCUACACAGUGGCCAGCUCUGCCCAGCAGCACAGCCUGGUCCUUCUGGAUGUGGACCGUCAGCACCAGGGCACCUACACCUGCAUCGCCACAAACACUGCUGGCCAAGCCCUCUGUUCCGCAAGCUUGCACGUCUCUGGCUUACCUAAGGAGGCUGGGGCAGCAGAGGAGCAGGCCAGGGUGAAGGAGGCCCUCAUCUCCACCUACCUGCAGGGGACCCAAGUUGUUUCUGAACAGAUGUCUCAACCUUCAGGUUUCACAGACCUUGCUGGGCAGAGGAAAGGAGAGCUUCCGUCAUCAGAGGCCUGUGGCCACCUGUCCUUGGCCGAGGUGGGCACGGAGGAGUUCCUGAAGAAGCUCACUUCGCAGAUCACAGAGAUGGUGUCAGCCAAGAUCACACAGGCCACGCUGCAGGUGCCUGGAGGUGACAGCGAUGAGGAGUCCAAGACGCCGUCCGCAUCCCCCCGGCAUGGCCGGUCACGCCUCUCUUCCAGCGUCCAGGAGUCAUCCUCAGAGUCCGAGGAUGGAGACUACCGGGGAGAGAUCUUUGACAUCUAUGUGGUCACGGCUGACUACCUGCCCCUGGGGGCUGAGCAGGAUGCCAUCUUGCUGCGGGAGGGCCAGUAUGUGGAGGUACUGGACUCGGCGCACCCGCUGCGCUGGCUUGUGCGUACCAAACCCACCAAGUCCAGCCUCUCUCGGCAAGGCUGGGUGUCUCCUGCCUACCUGGACAAGCGGCUCAAGCUGUCACCUGAGUGGGGGCCAGCCGAGGCCCCUGAGUUCCCCGGGGAGGCUGUGUCGGAGGAUGAGUACAAGACGAGGCUGAGCUCCAUCAUCCAGGAGCUGCUGAGCUCGGAGCAGGCCUUUGUGGGCAAGCUGCAGUUCCUGCAGAACCACCACAUGCAGUACCUGGACCACUGCCCCCACGUGCCCACGGCCGUGGCCAGCCAGAAGGCAGUCAUCUUCCGAAAUGUGCAGGACAUCAGUCACUUCCAUAGCAGCUUCUCACAGGAGUUGCAUAGCUGUGACACGGAUGAUGACGUGGCCAUGUGCUUCAUCAAGAACCAGGCAGCCUUUGAGAAGUAUCUGGAGUUCCUGGUGGGCCGAGUGCAGGCUGAGUCGGUGAUGGUCAGCACGGCCGUGCAGGAGUUCUACAAGAAAUACACUGAGGAGGUGCUGUCAGCCACAGAUCCUUCGCAGCCACCCCCACCAUCCCUGCAGCACUUCCUGGAGCAGCCAGUGGAACGGGUCCAGCAGUACCAGGCCCUCCUCAAGGAGCUGAUCCGCAACAAGGCGCGGAAUGGACAGAACUGUGCACUGCUGGAGCAGGCCUAUGCAGUGGUGUCGGCCCUGCCACAGCGUGCCGAGAACCAGCUGCACGUGUCGCUCAUGGAGAACUACCCGGGCACCCUGGAGGCUCUAGGCGAGCCCAUCCGCCAGGGCCACUUCAUUGUGUGGGAGGGGACACCGGGUGCGCGGAUGCCGUGGAAGGGCCACCACCGGCAUGUCUUCCUGUUCCGCCACCACCUGGUGGUCUGCAAGCCCAAGCGGGACUCACGCACUGACACCUUCAGCUACGUCUUCCGGAACAUGAUGAAGCUGAGCAGCAUCGACCUGAACGACAAGGUGGAGGGCGAUGACCGUGCCUUCGAGGUUUGGCACGAGCGGGAGGACUCAGUACGCAAGUACCUGCUGCAGGCGCGGACGGUCAUCACCAAGAACUCCUGGGUGAAGGAGAUCUGUGGCAUCCAGCAGCGCCUGGCCCUGCCCGUGUGGCGCCCCCCGGAAUUUGAAGAGGAGCUGGCCGACUGCACGGCUGAGCUGGGCGAGACAGUCAAGCUAGCCUGCUGUGUGACGGGCACACCCAAGCCCAUUGUGAGCUGGUACAAAGAUGGGAAGCCAGUGGACGUGGACCCUCAUCACAUCCUCAUUGAAGACCCUGAUGGCUCGUGUGCCCUCAUCCUGGACAACCUGACUGGUGUUGACUCUGGCCAGUACAUGUGCUUUGCAGCCAGUGCUGCUGGCAAUGCCAGCACCCUGGGCAAGAUCUUGGUGCAAGUCCCGCCUCGGUUUGUGAACAAGGUCCGGGCAGUGCCCUUUGUGGAAGGAGAAGAUGCCCAGAUCACCUGCACCAUCGAAGGUGUCCCACACCCUCAGAUCAGGUGGUACAAGGACGGGGCCCUGCUGACCCCUGGGGGCAAAUACCAGACCCUGAGUGAGCCCCGCAGCGGCCUGCGGGUGUUGGAGAUCCGGGCAGCUGGCAAGGAGGACCUGGGCCUCUAUGAGUGUGAGUUGGUGAACCAGCUGGGCUCCAAACGGGGCGGCGCGGAGCUGUUCAUGCAGAGCCCGGCGUUGCAGGCCCGAGAACAGCACCACGUGGAGCAGCUCGCUGCCGUGGAAGAUGCUGCCAUCGCACCCCCAGGUGCUCUGGGGCAAGUGGACCAGGAGAGCACAUCCAUCCAGAGGACACUGAUGUGCCCUGAGGCUCCGGGACCCACCACAGGGGAACAUACCAGCCCCGGCCCCAGACCUGGGGGGCCACCUGAACUCCAGGAGGCCGGCCAGAAUCCCCUAGGAGUGGAGGCUGGGGAUGCAUCCGGCGAGCCCCAGAAGGUGCCGCAACGUCUCUCCCACGAGGGCCUGGAGCAGAACUCCCGGGCACACGCUGAGGUCCAGGAACGCAUGGUGCCCAUCCGGAUGGAGGACGCUGCCUGCCCCAGGGCAGGUGCAACGGAGCUCUGGGACAUCCACAGCCACGUGUUCACAGAGACCAAGCACAGGACAUAUGUGUACCAGGCCAGCGACAUGUAUGCCACAAGGCCCCCAUCCAUGCAGGUCACCAUUGAGGAUGUGCAUGCCCAGAGGGGCAGCGUGGCGCAAUUCCAGGCUGUCAUUGAGGGCAACCCGCAGCCCACGGUGACCUGGUAUAAGGACGGUGCCCAGCUGGUGGAUGGCCCCCAGCUCAGCCAGCAGCAGGAAGGGACCACAUACUCCCUGGUACUAAGGGAUGUGGCCCAGCAUGACGCUGGUGUCUACACAUGCCUGGCCCACAACGCUGGCGGCCAGGUGCUAUGCAAGGCAGAGCUGCUGGUCCAUGGGGGCGACAGUGAGCAAAGCUCUAGGAGGAAACUGCACUCCUUCUACGAGGUCAAGGAGGAAAUUGGAAGGGGUGUGUUCGGCUUCGUGAAGAGGGUGCAGCACAAGGGCAACCAGAUGUCCUGCGCCGCCAAGUUCAUUCCCCUGCGGAGCAGGACACGUGUCCAGGCUUAUCGGGAGCGGGACAUCCUAGCAGGGCUGAGCCACCCGCUGGUCACUGCACUGCUGGACCAGUUUGAGACCCGAAAGACCCUGAUCCUCAUCCUGGAGCUGUGCUCGUCGGAGGAACUGCUGGACCGCCUGUUCAAGAAGGGUGUGGUGACAGAGGCCGAGGUCAAGGUCUACAUCCAGCAGCUGGUGGAGGGGCUGCACUACCUGCACGGCCAAGGCAUCCUCCACCUGGACAUAAAGCCCCCCAACAUCCUGAUGGUGCAUCCUGCUCGGGAAGACAUUAAAAUCUGCGAUUUUGGCUUUGCCCAAAAAAUCACCCCGGCAGAGCCACAGUACAGCAAGUACGGCUCCCCUGAGUUUGUGGCCCCUGAGAUCAUCGAGCAGACCCCUGUGAGCGAGGCCUCCGACAUCUGGGCCAUGGGGGUCAUCUCCUACCUCAGCCUGACCUGCUCGUCCCCAUUUGCUGGCGAGAGUGACCGAGCAACCCUUCUGAAUGUCCUGGAAGGGCGGGUGUCCUGGAGUAGCCCCAUGGCCACCCACCUCAGUGAGGAUGCCCAGGACUUUAUCAAGGCUGCUCUGCAGAAGGCUGUGGAGGCCCGGCCCAGUGCCGCCAAGUGCCUUGCCCACCCUUGGUUCCUGAAGUCUGUGCCUGCGGAGGAGGCCCACUUCAUCAACAGCAAGCAGCUGAAGUUCCUCCUGGCCCGCAGCCGCUGGCAGCGCUCCCUGAUGAGCUACAAGUCCAUCCUGGUGAUGCGUUCCAUCCCGGAGCUGCUCCAGGGCCCGCCCGACAGCCCAUCCCUCGGGGUGGCCCGGCACCUGCGUGGUGAUGUCAGUGCCUCCUCCAGCAGCUCUUCCUCCUCCGACAACGAGCUGGCACCGUUCGCCCGGGCCAAGUCGCUGCCCCCCUCCCCGGUGACCCACUCCCCGCUGCUGCACCCCCGGGGCUUCCUGCGGCCUUCCGCCAGCCUGCCUGAGGAGGCCGAGGCCUGCCCACCCGCCGCAGUGUCGCCCCAGGGUGCACAGCCACCAGCUGCCCUGGGCUGUGUGCCCCGGCAGAGUGUCAUCCAAAGCCUGUUCUACCAGCAGGUGGGCGAGGGCCCAGAGCUAGGGGGCCUGUCCGCAGGCAGCAGACGGCACCCCGCCCGGCGGCGGCACCUUCUCAAGGGUGGCUACUUCUCGGGCGUCCUGCCCGGCCUUCGAGAGCCACUGUGGGAGCACCGUGCGCUGGAGGAGGAGGCUGCCAGGGAGGAGCAGGCCACCCUGAUGGCCGAAGCACCCUCCUUUGAGACCUCCCUGCGGAUGCCCAGUGCAAGCACCCAGGAGGCCUCUGGCUUCAGCCGCUCCCUGGACCUUGACGGGCAGAACACAGCCAGACCCUCUGCCAAGGCCUGCAGCAAGGGGCAAUGUUCCGCUCUGGGCCCCUCGAGCCUUCAGGGGGCCCACGGAGAGAGCAUGCCGGGAGGGGAUGCACAUGCCAGGGAGAAGGAGCAUCCAGAGGGGCCCCUGCAGGGGCUGAGGCUAAUUCCGUCCACCGGUGGUGAUGGGUGCUCCGCUCAGCAAGAGGGGUCAUUGCAGGACAGCUGUGGAGGGCAGGCUGCCCCUUUCUUUCAACCCCAGAGGAGUCCUGCCCCCCAGGACUGUGGCACCCCUGCUGCUUUGGCACCACAACCUCCUGGCUCCUUCCCUCCAGGGCACUGCAUAGAGCCGCUCUUGACAUCCCCGAGCCCUUUCUUCUCAGGAAAGCCACAGGCCUCCCCCUCCCCAGCCCAAGCAAGCCCCCAGUCAGACUCUGAGAGAGGGCUGAAGGACACCCCUCUUGCCGGGAGGCCUGAUCCACCCAAACCCCCAGAGCCAGCCUCCCAUAUGGGCAUGGAGCCCGGCCCCUCCCUGGACACUGAAAUUCUGUCCCAGGAGACAGAGGGCCUGUCCCAGGAGACAGAGGGCCUGUCCCAGUCUUCGCCCAGCCCACAGCGGCCUCAGAAGCUGGCGACCACACGGAAGUUCUCCCUGGGAUUCCAAGGGGGCUACGCGGGGGUGGUGGGCUAUGGCACCUUUGCCUUCGGUGGGGAUGCCGGUGGCAUGCUGGGUCAGGGGCCCCUGUGGGCCAGAAUGUCCUGGGCUGCCUGUCAGUCCUCGGAAGAGGAGGAGGCAGGGGCCGAGAGCCCACCACCCCAGGCCAGCACAGUGCCUCUACCUGAGGGUGGCAGGGCCCUCCUGAGGGCCUCCCAGGAGGUGAGCUCACGGGAAGACUUAAGUGGGGGCUCUCAGGUGUCGCUCGUACAGAUCCGGGACCUGUCCAGGGACCUGGAAGCGGCUGACACUGUGUCUCUGGACAUCUCGGAGGUGGAUCCUGCCUACCUCAAUUUGUCUGAUCUGUAUGACAUCAAAUACCUCCCAUUUGAGUUCAUGAUCUUCAAGAAGGUCCCCAAGCCUGUGGAGCCAGAGCUGCCACCCUCCCCUGAGUCUGAGGCUGGGGAGGAGCUGGCUGAGCUCCCAGAGGCCGCAUGGCCGGGCAUUCUGGGCCCUCCAGCAAGCCUGGAGAUCACAGAGGAGCCAGAGGACAUGGAGGCCCUGCUCGGGGAGGCUGCUGGUAGCAGGAAGCGCAAGUGGUCACCCCCUUCCAGCAGGCUCUUCCACUUCCCCGGGAGGCAAUCACUGCUGGAGGAGUCCACAGAGCUGGGGCUACGCCAGAGAGUGAGGGCCUCGGUGGCCCACAUCUCCCGCCUCCUGAGGGGCAGGCCUGAAGGUCUGGAGAAGGAGGGCCCCCCCAGGAAGAAGGCAGGCCUAGCUUCCUUCCGCCUAUCAGGCCUGAAGAGCAGGGACCGAGCACCAUCGUUCCUAAGGGAGCUCUCGGAUGAGAUGGUGGUCCUGGGCCAAUCUGUGACUCUGGCCUGCCAGGUGUCGGCCCAGCCAGUUGUACAGGCCACCUGGAGUAAAGACGGGGCUCUUCUUGAGAGCGGCAGCCGCCUCCUCAUCUCCUCCACGCUCAAGAACUUCCAGCUUCUGACCAUCCUGGUGGUGACUGCCGAGGACCUGGGCGUGUACACGUGCAGCGUGCGCAAUGCGCUGGGGACGGCGGCCACCACAGCCAUUCUCCGGAAGGCAGAGCGCCCCUCUUCCUCCCCACGCCCGGACAUCGGGGAGGUGUAUGCGGACGGGGUGCUGCUGGUCUGGAAGCCUGUGGAGUCAUAUGGCCCUGUGACCUAUAUUGUGCAGUGCAGCCUGGAAGGCGGCAGCUGGAGCACGCUGGCCUCGGACAUCUUUGACUGCUGCUAUCUCACUGGCAAGCUUUCUCGGGGCGGGGUGUACACCUUCCGGACGGCCUGUGUCAGCAAGGCGGGCAUGGGCCCCUACAGCAGCCCCUCGGAGCAGGUCCUCCUGGGAGGCCCCAGCCACCUGGCCUCUGAAGAGGAGAGCGGUGCCUCAGGGCCAGCCCAGCCGCUCCCCAGCAAGCAGACCUUCGCCUUCCAGACACAGAUCCGAAGGGGCCGCUUCAGCGUGGUGCGGCAGUGCCGGGAGAAGGCCAGUGGACGCGUGCUGGCUGCCAAGAUCGUGCCCUGCCACCCUGAGGACAGGACUGCCGUGCUGCGGGAAUACGAGACCCUCAAGGGCUUGCGCCACCCCCACCUGGCACAGCUGCAGGCUGCCUACCUCAGCCCCCGACACCUGGUCCUCAUCUUGGAGCUGUGCUCUGGGCCUGAGCUGCUCCCUUGUCUGGCCGAGAGGUCCUCCUACUCGGAAUCAGAGGUGAAGGACUAUCUGUGGCAGAUGCUAACUGCUGCCCAGUACCUGCACGCCCAGGGCAUCCUGCAUCUAGACCUGAGGUCUGAGAACAUGAUUGUCACAGAGUACAACCUGCUCAAGGUCAUCGACUUUGGAAAUGCCCAGAGCUCCGCCCAGGAGAGGGUCCUGCCCGCGGAGAGGUUCAAGGACUACAUGGAGACCAUGGCUCCGGAGCUCCUAGAGGGCCAGGGUGCCCUCGCGCAGACCGACAUCUGGGCCAUAGGUGUCACGGCCUUCAUUAUGUUGAGCGCUGACUACCCGGUGAGCAGCGAGGGAAUGCGAGACCUGCAGAAAGGGCUGCGCAAGGGGCUCAUCCAGCUGAGCCGCUGCUACGCGGGGCUGUCCGGGGGCGCUGUGGCCUUCCUCCGAAGCACGCUGUGCGCGCACCCCUGGGGCCGCCCAUGCGCAUCCAGCUGCCUGCAGUGCCCGUGGCUGACCGAGGAGGGCCCCGCCAGCUCCCAGCCUGCGGCCGUGACCUUCCCCACCGCAAGUCUGCGCGCCUUCGUGAGAGAGCGCGAGAAGAGGCGGGCGCUGCUGUACAAAAAACACAACCUGGCCCAGGUGCGCUGAACGCCUGGCCCUGCGGGACCGCACCUCUCAGUCUUUCAGGACUCCCUUCAUAUGUAU
Molecule: messenger RNA, 23966 nt
Organism: Delphinapterus leucas (beluga whale)
Lineage: Eukaryota; Metazoa; Chordata; Mammalia; Artiodactyla; Monodontidae
Source: RefSeq, a predicted model, not a curated record